This is a messenger RNA of Macroventuria anomochaeta, 1764 nucleotides long. RefSeq names its product integral membrane protein-like protein. NCBI's taxonomy places the organism in Eukaryota, Fungi, Ascomycota, Dothideomycetes, Pleosporales, Didymellaceae. Gene Ontology annotation, biological process: pyrimidine nucleotide-sugar transmembrane transport. Gene Ontology annotation, molecular function: pyrimidine nucleotide-sugar transmembrane transporter activity. The transcript is spliced from 2 exons. Gene Ontology annotation, cellular component: intracellular membrane-bounded organelle; Golgi membrane. The coding region runs from base 357 to 1511 and encodes 384 amino acids. The record is from RefSeq and is a predicted model, not a curated record.
GCGGCCACACUCAAGUCACACAUCACGGGGCAGUAGUUUGGAGCUGCCUGUUCUUCUCACGAAACCUCAACAUUCCCUUGACACCCUCAAUACUCCUUCAUCGGAGUUUGUGUCUUUUACACCAUCCUCUCCCGUCGACUCACACGCCAGCGCAGUGUUUGACAGCACUGCCGCCGAUAAGUAAACCAGAGUUCAAGGCAGCUCACCCGCACGCGUCAUGGCGGUCAAAGGCAUGGUGCCCAUCCUCGUGGGCAUGAUGUUGUUGACAGGAUGCUGCAACACGCUGCUCACCAAAUACCAAGUACAUACCUUACACGACUGACCGCAGGAACUGACCUGCUAAUUUCACCCAGGACAUGCAAUGCGUCGGUAACUGCGACUCUCCAAACCCAAAGUACCGCAAGCACUUCGAGCAACCCGUCCUCCAAACACUCCAGAUGUUCAUCGGCGAGAUGGGCUGUUGGCUCGUCAUCGGCCUCUUCUCGCUCUGGCAGCGCUACGCCGGUGUGCGCGCGGGCUACGAAGCUAUUCCCAGCAAUGAUGGUAUUGUAACGCCGGCGAGCGACGAGAGCGAGACGAGAGAUGUUGCGAAUCCGCUCAAACCUGCUCACCCAGAUGAUGAGGGGAGGAUUCCACUCGAGGGUAGGAGCGUGUUCUUGCUCGCGCUGCCGGCGUGUUGCGAUAUCGCUGGCACGACCUUGAUGAACGUGGGACUGUUGUUUGUGGCGGCGAGUAUCUACCAGAUGACGAGGGGCGCGCUGGUGUUGUUUGUUGGUCUGUUCAGUGUGUGGUUUCUGAAGCGCCAUCUUGGACUCUACAAGUGGUUCUCGCUUUUCGUUGUUGUCUUUGGCGUCGCAAUUGUGGGACUGGCAGGUGCGAUCACGAAGGACGACAAAGCAACACCGAAUCAUAAGUCGACUCACUCAGACAUCAUGGCUAUGGACACGGCGCCAGCCAUGUCUCAGGCGCUCAUGACAGUCAUCGGCGUGCUGCUCAUUGCCGGCGCGCAGAUCUUCACCGCCACGCAGUUCGUUCUUGAGGAGAGGAUCAUGGAGAAGUACGCCAUGGAACCCAUCAAAGUCGUGGGCUGGGAAGGUAUCUUCGGUUUCCUCGUCACCAUGAUCGUGAUGAUCAUCCUGCACUUCGCCGUGGGCACUGGAUACUUCAACGCGAAGGAGGGUCUGUACCAGAUGACGCACUACAAGGGUAUCGCCAUCUCCUCCAUCCUGAUCAUGAUCAGCAUUGGUGGCUUCAAUUUCUUCGGCCUGUCUGUGACUCGCACCGUCUCCGCCACGUCACGCUCCACCAUCGACACAUGCCGCACGCUCUUCAUUUGGGUCGUAUCGCUUGGCCUGGGCUGGGAGACUUUCAAGUGGCUCCAGGUUCUGGGCUUUGCUUUCCUGGUGUACGGAACGUUCCUGUUCAAUGAUCUGAUCAGGCCGCCGCUCAAGGCGUGUGUGGAGAGGAAGCCGGAGCCUCUGCUGCCUGAAGACCCCAUGGAGCAUCACUGAAUGUGGAAGAGGGGGUAUGUUGUACAUAGUGCGGGAAGAGUGCAUAUUGGGUCUAGCAUUGGCAUUUGGCGAGGUGUUUGAACAUUGCAUGCAUCGAACUACAACACUACAAAUACACAUUUUACUGCCUGUGUUAGUGUUCCCGCGCUCUCGUACCCUCCAGAAAUCCGCCACUAGGUCAUGGGCCGACAUCAGAUAUUGGACGUCUUCGUAAGCGGUUUUAGAGUCAACGUCAACGCUGAAAGCAUUUCUG